Molecule: messenger RNA, 369 nt
Organism: Racocetra persica
Lineage: Eukaryota; Fungi; Glomeromycota; Glomeromycetes; Diversisporales; Gigasporaceae
Source: the annotation of a GenBank genome assembly
AUUCCGUAAAUGCUAAUUAUCAAAUUGAGUCAAAUUUUUUCACAUCUGAAAAAAUUAAACAUAAUGAAAUAAUUGAUAUUUGGGAAGAAGAAUAUGGUAAUGAAGAUAAUAAGUUAAAAUUUAAAAUUAUGAAAAAAACAUCAAAAAAAAGUCAUUUAAAGAAACAAAGUAUUGCUGGUCUUAGUUGUGAAAAAGGAAGUGGAAAGGUUCUUAAUGCUUUUUUAUUAUAUUAUAUUGAAGAUGGUGAUGAUAUUAAUUAUGGUUCGUUAAAAGGGAGGGUUGUUCUUAAAGGUACUGAUAAUAAAGCGAUUGAAAAAAUUAAAGAACAUCCUGAAGAAUUAGCAGCAGCAAUUUUUUCAAAAUCUCAUA